GGGAAGGUGGAAUCACUGGCCAUCGCGUCCGAAGUAAGCCAUGCCGGCAUGUCCCUGACUGGCAGCGACGACGUAUUAGGGCAGGGGACCGAGGAGUACGAGGAUAUGAGCAGAGACCUGGAUGACGAGGCCGCCCUCAGAAGCCGGAUGCGCAAGGAGCUGCGGGACGCGGAGACCGUCUCCCAGGAGAUGCGGGAAGAUAUCAUGCACUUGCUGCAGCUCUUCGGUGUCCCCUACCUGGUGGCGCCCAUGGAGGCGGAGGCCCAGUGCGCCGUGCUGGAGACCCUGGGGCUGGUCGACGGGGUGGUGUCGGACGACAGCGAUUCCUUCCUUUUCGGGGCCCGCGCUGUCUACAAGAAU
Messenger RNA from Nannochloropsis gaditana CCMP526, 360 nucleotides. RefSeq names its product DNA excision repair protein ERCC-5 (gene ERCC5). The annotation marks the transcript as partial. Gene Ontology annotation, biological process: nucleotide-excision repair. Gene Ontology annotation, molecular function: single-stranded DNA binding; DNA endonuclease activity. Gene Ontology annotation, cellular component: nucleus. The transcript has a single exon. The record is from RefSeq and is a predicted model, not a curated record.